UCGAUUGUGUGACGAACAGUGUUUAUAAAGGUCUUGCGAAGACAUAUCACAUCAUCAAUCCAUUCCAGUAAUGAAUGCCAUACACUUUUAUUUCUUAAAUUUAACAUCUUAAUUGGUUGUAUCUCUAAUUUGGAAAACGUUUUUUUAAAAAAAUUAUUUUGCUUUUUAUAAAUGAAAAUAUAUGCAGAAAAUAGUAACUUUGCGUGCCCGGAUGUGACCUAAAGUGAUGUUUACAACUUCCAUGUGGCUGGAAAAGGAAUCUAGACUGUUGGUCCCUUUGAAGUGAUCAUAUAAUUAAACGCCGCAUCUGGAAGCACAAAUGGGGGAGCCAGCGAGAGUGGAGGUCCCUAUGUCUGCUGCUGUGACCAGUGGGGUAGUUAACGGGCUGGACAACUCUGUAGAUGUGUCCUUUCUCAGGUAUCCUCCUCACAGACCAUUUAUUAACUCCAGCUACCAGCGCUCCCCCAGCAAGGCAGUCAUGUCUUACCCUGAGACUAACAGAGAUGGAGUCUUGUCAGCCCUACGCACACUGCAGGAAAAGAUGCAGAAAUUAGAGUUAGACAAAAGAAAUGCAGAGUCAAAGCUUCAUACUUUGGAAAUAGAAACCGAUGUGUACAGAAACUCUUUGAACCAAAAUGGCCAGGAUGCUGACACACCACGUGGGGAGGCUGCUUAUUCAGGGACAAACAGCAGCAGCACUGCUCCAUCACUGAGAGAUCUUCCAACAAAAGAUUUGGAGUUGCAGUUGUCCUCAGCAGAAACACGAUGUCAGCUGCUGGAAAAACAGCUGGACUACAUGCGUAAAAUGGUGCACAAUGCUGAACGGGACCGUUCAGAAGCCCUGCAGAAAGCCAACACACUGCAGCAUCAACAUGAACCGUCGCCAUUGAAACCAGACUACCAUGCUCAGCUUGAUAGAAUAAGCGAGCUGGAGCGAGACCACCUUCGGCUGACAGCCACACAGACACUAGCUGAGGCCAAGAUAAAGGAACUAGAGGAAAAGCUGAGAGAGGAGCGACUUCAUCGGCAAGUGCUGCAAGAGAGAGCAAUAGAUCUGGAAAGUGUAGCAGUUUCCCACAGACUGCUCCUUGACACAACACCAGAGUCUGAAGAAAGGAGAGAUGAAAGCACAAAAAAAAGGACACACAGUAGUAGGUCUGUAGCCACUAAGAAGAAAAAGAAAAAAGUUGCAGGAAAGAAGCCAGCAUUAGCCAAGCCUGAGCCAAUGAAACACUAUCGAUUAAAUUUGGCAGAGAUUCCAUUUGUUGCAGGGAAGGCAACAACACCAAGCCAUGCAGUUGGGGCUAAUGUGCAGAAAGUGUUGUCAAUAAUGAAGCGGCACAAUCUCGCCCUCUGUUCUUCCCUCUACAAUGGUCACAACCAUGGAGCGGAGGGGUCUGGAAGCCAUAAUAACUCCCCUAGCCACUCAUCGUCUUCCAGUAUCAGUCUCGAUCAGGACUUGACAGACCUUCUGUCACAGCUGCAGGAUGAGCUUGGUCAGCUUGGUUUUGAACACCAGGAGCUGAUGCACCAGGUUAGUGAAGCUCGAGAUCCUCGGAUUAGAGAGGACUUGGAGAGAGAGCUUGACGGUCUUGUUGUUAGAAUGGAAGCUAAGGCCCAACAAAUUUCGAGAGUCAGGCUUCACCAGCAGAAGUUAGAGGAUGCCAAGAGACAGUUGAGAAAGCAUGGGAAGAAGACAGCUUCAUCAGAAGCUACUCCUCGGCCUCAUUCAGCAAUGGGCCGUCUUGCGAAUAAUCACAAAUCCCCUGAAAGUGACAGAUGCAGAUCUCACAGUGCUACGAGAAAAGGUUGUCUGUAUAGACAAAAGCCAGCACCCCCAACUCUAAAUGUACUCAAAGACAUGAAGAAGCUUCAGACAACUUUGCGACGAGAUGACUUGAGCUGGGAGUGAUAAUGGCACAAUAUAUGUGUGUGUGUGCGUGCGUGUGCGGGUGCGUGCUACUGUUCCAAUCUCGUUUAGUCAGCUUCAGCAGUUUUUAAAACGUGUGGUGAUAUCAGUACAAUUGCAUCUGAAUUUAUAGACCUGCGAGAUGUUUGGUCAUUUGGUUCAUGGUGUUCUGGAAGCUUCCUGUUUAUACCAUUGCUACACUUUUCUGUAAAAAAAAAAGCAUGUAGGAAAUGGUCUCAGGAUUACAUAACCUUGGCACUUGAGCCUUGUCACCAUGCUUGGAGAUGGGACUCCCUUUUGACUUUCAGUGCAAGAAAAUUAUGAUAAAAUGUCUGAUGAAUUUUCUGUGGAUUGGAGCAGAGUUGACAUUUGGUGUUCCAGAUAUUUUGUGCAAAAUGAUUGGACAGAUAUGGUGCUGUCUCUUUAAAUCAAGUGCUAGUUUCUGCAGCAAUUUUGUGACAGCUAGGGCAGCAGUUGGGCUUCAUGUGUUAAUAAACAUUGUGCCUUAGGGCUUAAGAUGGACUUUUCUGCAAUGGAUGGCAUACUUUUGUCACAGCAGAAUAGGUAAGAGUAUGUUCUUUUUAUAUUUUACUCUUUGUUGUCCAUUUUUUCUUGCCUGGCCACUGAAUGAACAGGGUUCUUUAAUAAGACAUAUUCAAGGAAACGAUAAUGACUUAAUACACUUAACAGUCUUUUAAAAGUAUUUUUAUCACAAUAGGAUUUAGGAUUCUGUUUUUUCAGCUCACAGUGCUAAGACACCAAAGUUUGUGGUGAUGUUAAUAUUUAUCAAAAAUGAUAAAAGAAUGAGAAAAUGAUUAUAAUAAAAUAACUGUUCUCUAGAAUAAAGUGUUUGCUUAUAGCGAAUGUAGAAGAGGUGCACUUUAUUUAGUAUGUCUUCCAUCUCUGUUUUUAAAAUGCCUUCAUAUGAUCAACUAUAGAUCUUUGUCUUUGUUUGUGUUGUUUGGCAAAAAUUGUUCGUAGAUUUGUCAGUGGUUAUUACAACCUUAGCACACUUCAGGGAAUUAUCUUUUUAAGGAAAAUGUUAUAUAAGAGAAAAAAUGCAUUUAAUGUAGUAAAAUCCAACUUUUGCUAUGUAUUUUGCUCUCCUAAGUACAUCCCUAGUUCCAUAAUCAAAAUUUGACAUUAUUUUUAUCGUUUCUGUGUUUAUAUACAUAUGUUCCCCACAUAUUGUAUUUACAACUAGAAAAAAAUGUUUGUAUGAAAGAGAACUUCAAAAUUACACAUCUAACAGUUGAAGAUGACAGUAAGGCAGUGUAGUAACUACAUAUUCAGAUAGAUUCAAUUAAUCAGCUGUAUUGUGUUGUUUCAUUAUAUUUGUAUGCAAAUGUUCCCAGGUUUCAGACUAACAUGUUAACCCUAUCUAUCAACUGACUACUGUAGGAAAAUAUGUUAUCAAUCUGCUAUGUUAUGUUUGUUUCUGUCAUUUUCAUACGACUGCUUAUUCAACAUUUUUGUUUUAAUGCUCACUGAAUGAUCUGGCAAAUUUCCGUCCAGCCAGUUAAAAAUGUGAUAUGUGAAUGUUGUGGACAUUAUUUAUACUUUUUGAAAUACAGUUUUCAUUCCAGUGUAUGUUUGCUGCCACUCAUUGUCACCCACCCUUGACAGAGGGUUACUGUAUUUGGGGCUGGGCACUAGGAAGAGGGUGGGUUGUAGGGAGUUACUUUACGCUUUUAAGCUUCUGUAGUUUGUUAAACCUUUGGCAAACAUAUUUUACACAUUGGGAUGAGAGGCUGCAUGCAAUUGCUGACUUAAUGUUUAUUUUAAUGCAUAUGAUUAUUAAAUUGUGUGCAUUUAUAUUGUUUAAGAGAGGUUUUAAUAAGGGUUACAAAAUUUGCUUUGGACCAUCCUCUUCUUUUUAUAUAUAAAUGCCACUCAUUUGAAAAUCUUUUUUACAACAAUAAAGUUGUUGUCAGAAAUUUACAAA
Molecule: messenger RNA, 3854 nt
Organism: Pomacea canaliculata
Lineage: Eukaryota; Metazoa; Mollusca; Gastropoda; Architaenioglossa; Ampullariidae
Product: centrosomal protein of 57 kDa-like
Cellular component (GO): centrosome
Molecular function (GO): gamma-tubulin binding; identical protein binding; microtubule binding
Source: RefSeq, a predicted model, not a curated record